This is a messenger RNA of Triticum aestivum (bread wheat), 841 nucleotides long. RefSeq names its product BTB/POZ and MATH domain-containing protein 1-like. Gene Ontology annotation, molecular function: protein binding. The record is from RefSeq and is a predicted model, not a curated record. The coding region runs from base 1 to 822 and encodes 273 amino acids. The transcript is spliced from 2 exons. Gene Ontology annotation, biological process: protein ubiquitination. NCBI's taxonomy places the organism in Eukaryota, Viridiplantae, Streptophyta, Magnoliopsida, Poales, Poaceae.
AUGCUCCAGGUGGAGCGUCGGCUGGCACGAGUGGGAGAUCCGCUGCUACCCUGCGUCCUCGGUGUGCAGCAUGUGGAUGUCGCUCAAGCUCGUGCUCCUCGCCCAUCCCGCCGCCACCGGAGACGUCGUCACUGCGCGCCUAGACUGCUGGCUCGUCGAUCCCGGGGUUUGGCCGAGCAGUCGGAGCCCAGGACGGUGUCCGCAGCCUUCGCGCGCCACUGCGGCGGCGAGUCGGCGCCGCUCGUGCUGGCGCACAGGCGCGACCUCGAGAUCUCCGGCUACCUCCGGGGCGACGGCACCCUCACCGUGAAAUGCGCCAUCACGGUGCUCCGGGAACAGCGCCCAGGCGUGGACGUGCCCGCGUCGCUUCCUGUGCCGGCACCUAGGGGAGCUCCUGCGGAGCGGGACGGGAUCCGACAUCACGUUCGUUGUCUCCGGCGAAACGUUUGCCGCGCAGCGCACAAGGUCGUCCUGGCCGCGAGGUCACCGCUCUUCAUGGCCGAGUUCUUCGGGGACGCGAGCGACAAGAAGUGCGCGCGGCGCCUGGAGGUCCACGGCAUGGAGGCGGCGGAGUUCAAGGCCAUGCUGCACUUCAUCUACACCGACACGACAACGGAGCUCGACCGACACGACGGUGAGGAGUCGGUGGCGUUGACCUGUGGCCUCCUCGCGGCCGCGGACAGGACGGCGGCCACGAUUCUGAAUCUGGCGGAGCUGAACAACUGCCCACGGCUCAAGGCGAGCACUUUUUGUCAGUAUGAUGCAUGUAUGGCUCAGACAUACUCUCCUCUUCAGGCCCCCAUAACAAAGGUACCCAUUUAAAUUUCAUUUGACAUUUUUA